Penicillium macrosclerotiorum is the source of this 1338-nucleotide messenger RNA. RefSeq names its product DMT family transporter. Bases 1 to 1338 code for a protein of 445 amino acids. Gene Ontology annotation, cellular component: membrane. The record is from RefSeq and is a predicted model, not a curated record. NCBI's taxonomy places the organism in Eukaryota, Fungi, Ascomycota, Eurotiomycetes, Eurotiales, Aspergillaceae. The transcript has 7 exons. Gene Ontology annotation, biological process: regulation of peptide transport.
AUGCUUGGCAUCUUCUCCUACACACUCUCCCUGCUGGGCAGGAUUCCCACCACUUCUCGGAGGGGUUCCGCUGCCGUGACUGAUAUGCCUGGCUCAAGCGUCGCCGGUCUCGCGCGACGGACACUCGGAAUCGCUCUCCUGCUGGUAGUGGUGUUGUUGUGGACAGCGUCAAAUUUCCUAGGAAGCACUAUCUUUGCCGACAAAACAUACCCCAAGCCCUUUUUUGUGACAUAUAUCAACACUUCCAUCUUUAUCUUGCCACUCUUCACAAUCUUGGCCGGCCGAACAUGGAGUCUGUGGCGUGCUCGGAAACUGUCCCAGAUCACCUCUUUCCGGAGUCUGUUGCGGCAUUUGGAUUAUGAAUAUCAGAAAAGUGAGGAGCAGGGGAUCCUACGAUCUGGGUUGCUCGAUGAUGAGUCCCGUGAUCAUGGAAUUGAAAACUCGCAGUAUGCACGGUCCCAGAUGGAUGAAAGAAAAUCAAAGCUAGGGCUGCGGGCGACGGCUAAACUGAGCUUUGAAUUUUGCCUUUUAUGGUUCAUUGCAAAUUACUUCGCGAUGGCCUGUCUCCAGUUUACGACAGUGGGAAGCACAACGAUUCUGACUUCUACAAGUGGUGUCUGGACUCUCAUUUUUGGUGCUCUACUUGGCGUUGAGAGAUUUACAGCUCGUAAAUUUCUUGGCGUCGUCGCCUCUCUUAUCGGCAUCAUUCUCAUUUCGAGAGUCGAUCUCUCGAAGCCAGAUGCAGGGGCAGAUGCCGCGGCCGCAGGUAACGGUGAAGGAUCAUUCCCGCACAAGACCUCUCGUGAAAUUGCCCUGGGCGACGCCAUGGCGGCAUUCAGCGCUAUCAUGUAUGGCGUAUACACGAUCGUCAUGAAGAAGCAGGUCGGCGAUGAGUCGCGGGUGAACAUGCAGCUGUUCUUCGGCCUCGUUGGACUCUUCAAUCUCGUGCUACUAUGGCCAGGCUUUUUUAUUCUGCAUUGGACCGGGGUUGAGUUGUUCGAGCUGCCAAAUACGAACCGAGUGUGGACGAUCGUUUUGGUGAACGCCAUCUCCUCGUUUAUUUCCGACAUUGCCUGGGCUUACGCCAUGCUCCUCACCACUCCGCUUGUCGUAACUGUUGGUCUCAGUCUGACCAUCCCUCUUUCUUUGGUCGGCCAGAUCUUCCUACAAUCACAGUACGCUUCACCGCUGUACUGGUUUGGAGCAGCAAUUGUGUUCUUUUCAUUCCUCGUUGUUAAUCACGAGAGCAAAACCCAAGAGGGUCCUGCAGCGCCCGGUAUUACGGACAGGCCAUCUUCUGGCGAGUACGAAAGUAUCCCUCGAGACGAAGUGCGGUAG